UACCCCUUUAAAGCCAAACAGGUUUUAGAAAAAACUUUGUGUAAAUUGUUUUCUAAGCAUCAUUCUAUUGGGGUUACGAAUAUUUGCAGUUCAUAAAAAUGUGGAAAAUUUAUCUGGAAGGGGGCACUUUUGUGCACCUGAACUUUGGUAUAGAUGUUUACACAGCGAUAAUUGUUUGAGUGAGAUGAGGGAAUUGGUAAUUAGGGAUGCGUUUCUCGGCAAUCUUUCCAUUUGUAUGAAUAUAUUCCUGUUAGUGCUAAAUAACGUGCAUCGCAGAGGAGCAAUUUUUAUCCCAGUGACAUGCUAUAUUAUCAUGAUUAUGAGGGAUGAUUGCUUAAUUGCAGAUCUAUAAUAAUAAAAAUUGCUUUGUGACAUUGAUCUGCGAUAAAUCAAAAAGGUUAGAUAAUUAUUGCAAGCGCACACAACUUAAAGGUACAUUGAUACAUCACAGCACCAGACGCCGUCCUGGGUGUAACUUUAAACUCUUCAGGCUAAAUAUCAUUAUUGGCGGCCUGUAAAACUAAAAGUCAGCGCGACAUUCUAGAAUCACCCUAUCUAAACCCAUUCCUCCUUUAAUGUCUGGUACCCCUGGCCUUUGCAGCUUGUACUUUAUGCCAGUGGGUUUCAUAUCUCUAUGGUGUGUGGACGUCUGCUGCUCCUUUAACGUCUGGUACCCAUGGCCUGUGCUGCAUGUACUUUGUGCCGGCAGGUUCUAUGUCUGGUGUGUGAGAUGCCCAAUGCAUUCAUGUUGAUUUUAUGCAAAACUCCAGACGUGUACAUCGCAGAAUUGAUUUUCUUGGCCUGUGUUGUCUGUGACAGUUAUAGAAUAACCAAACAGAUGCUUGUACCUCUGUCUGUGCAUCCCGCUGAAAUUUAUGAGGCCUCUACUGGGCUAGCUCCUGAAGGCAUUGAGAGGGCCUGGGCUAAGUAGCCAGAUGCUGUAUUUGAGGCCUGUUUAAUGGAGACUGGUUCGCCGGAAGAGCUUUCGGACUUGGAAGAUGUGGAUUUUGAUUGAGAGAUCUGACCAACACUGUCACUCAUCACCACGAGCCACAUGGGGCGCACCAUGCACCACAGCGUUGACGGGCCGAUUAAUACAAUCAGUAUCAACAAGGACGCCACAAAUGUUGUCGUUGCUGGCCGGAACGUUUUCAAGGUAUUCAGUAUUGACGACGAUGAGUUCGUUGAGAGACAUAAUUUCCGGGUCGGCAAGAAUUUGAAUUUAUCCUAUAGUGCGUUGGACGUGGCAUGGAAUCCGGUCGAAGAACACACCAUCGCAUCAGCGGCCACCAACGGAGCCGUUGUAGUCUGGAAUCUCAACAGGGCGUCCAGGUCAAAACAAGAUUGCGUUUUCGUCGAGCACAAACGGACGGUAAAUAAGGUAGCGUUCCAUCAGGAGGACGCUAACUUGUUACUCAGCGGCUCCCAAGAUGGCCUCAUGAAACUGUUUGAUAUUCGAAAGAAGGAAUCUGCGACGACGUUUUCCGGGCCGCAGCCUGAGAGCGUGCGCGACGUCCAGUUUAGUCCGCAUCACUACUUCAAGUUUGCAGCUGCUUACGAGAAUGGCAACGUACAGAUUUGGGAUAUUCGCCGUCCCGACAGAUGGGAGCGCCAGUUUCCAGCCCACAGUGGUCCGGUCUUCACCAUCGAUUGGCAUCCGGAGGAUAACUACUGGAUCGCAUCAGCAGGCAGAGAUAAGACAAUCAAGGUCUGGGAUCUCUCCCAGCCCCAGCGCCCACGUUGUACGCACACCGUACAAACCAUAGCCUCGGUGGCAAGAAUAAAAUGGCGUCCACAGCGUCGGUACCACAUCGCCAGCUGUGCGCUUCUCGUAGACUUCAACAUCAACAUCUGGGACAUCCGGCGACCGUUCAUACCCUUUGCAGCUUUCAACGAACACAAGGACGUCACAACAGGCAUCGUAUGGCGACACGACCCCCACAUAUUCCUGUCAGGCAGCAAAGAUAACACGCUGUAUCAACACAUGUUCCGCGAUGCUACCCGACCUGCGGAUCAGGCAAACCCAGUGGGCAUUGCGAUGAAUAAUUAUGGAUUUAUUGGCCAUGCAUGUAGUGAUAAACUCAUCGGACAUGGAGGUGCCAAAGGCAGCUCCAGUAAUUAUUCCUCGACCAAACUUCCAUCCUUCUUCCGAAAAGUUCCCGACCGGAGCGAACAGUUCACCGUCGUCAGUAGCACGUUAUUCAUGUUCGAACAUCGCCAUGAUGAAGACUUCUCGAUGAAUUGGUUGAUCGAGUCGGCCAAACGGUAUCAGCUGACGGGGAAGUCGCUGGAGGGUCUCUGUGACCAUAAUGCAGCGGUGGCAGAAAGUCUGGGCCGACACCAGAUUGCUCAAACCUGGCGGAUGCUGAAACUACUCUACUGUACGAAACUCUCAUCUCCAGCAACAAACAGGACAAUGUCGGUCCUCACCACAGCGGGGGAUAAGGGUAACGAUAAUGACAGGGAGAAGAGAAACUUGGAUGUUUCCCGCCAAGAUUCCAAGACGACAGAAUUAGACAGCAAAGACAAACAUGGUGUGGACACCUCUGGCGUCAGCGAUAGCUCUGAUGACGAUGAGACUGACCUAACCAAUAUCGCUAGCGGCCUGGCCCACCAGCAGGGCGAUUUCUUCUUCGGCGACGGUGAAGGAGCGGACAAUCCUUUCGGAUACGAUAACCUGACAGGAAUGGAGUUGUCAGAAGGGCCCGGAUUGGUCAUGGACUGGAAUCUCCCAACUGAAGCUUUUCAACCUCGUCACGAGAUCGUGGCUCAGUCAGUCUCACCACAACACACAGCAGACCGCCUCGGCGAUCGAGACUCGCCGUCUUCAGCCAACGAGAGCGACUUUAGUUCCCAUGUCAACAUGGAGGAGAAUGCAUUCCCGCGGUCCGAGUUGAUCAACGCUCGGCCGUUUGUGACUCAGAUGCCGGUGUGGCAGUGUACGGACAUUGUCGUGGAGAUGCUGUAUCAUUAUGCAAAACAGGGGGAUGUGCAAAUGGCUGUGUCUGUGAUAAUCAUCCUCGGUGAUAAGAUACGACCUCAUAUUGAGGAGCAGGCGUUAGAACAGUGGUUCAUGUCAUAUAUAGAUUUACUCUCGAGAUUCGAGCUUUAUUGCGUCGCAGCAGAAGUGAUCAAGUCGAGCGACCAUCCGUCAGUGAGCUCGCUCAAUCAGCAAUCGACAUCAUUCCACACGAACUGUGAUAAAUGCGGAAAACCGUUAAUAAAAGCCGGAUGGACGUGUGACCGGUGCAAGAAAAUGACAAAUCUUUGUAGCAUUUGCCAUCAUCCGGUGAAGGGUCUGUAUGUCUGGUGCCAGGGCUGCUCACACGGAGGACACUUGAACCACAUACAGGACUGGCUGAGUAAGAGUCCCUACUGCCCGACGGGCUGUGGCCAUAUGUGUGAAUACACGUGAGGGCAGAGACCGAAAUUCUGCGGACAAUUCAAAGGUGCUAUAAACUAGAAUGGAAUAUUCUUCUGCUGUUUCAAAAAUAAUGAGCUGUGUGAUGAAUUCAGGCUAACAAUGGACGAAGUAACACUGUUGUUGAACAUCAGUGUUGCAAGUUGAACAUCAGUGUUGCUUUUCGCAAGGAUUGGACAGUCCUUUUGAUAUUUUACUGUUAACAGUUUCAAAGCUGUUACUGUGUUCACUUUCACACCAUACUUAGAGAACACUGGUGAUCUCUUGAGAAACACUGGUGUUGUACUGUUGAUACCAUUAACUAGAACAUGAGAUCAUUGUAAUAUUGGAUCACUGAUGGUUCUCACAUUACAUUGGUGUUUCACCAAUCAGUAUAUAUUCAAGUCACUCUGGUGUUCUACCAUACAAUGAGAACACUGGUGGUCAUAUGAACAUUGGUGAUGCCAUCUAUGCCAUGCUCUGCGAUGAUGUGUACUUAAAGUUAUCUACAGGUGAACACUGGAACCAGGAGAACACUGUUGGAUAUAUGAUUGACACUGAUGGUGUUUUUAACGAGGACAGUUAUCGAUUGUGAUGCUCUUUUGGGGCCGAACUAAAUACAGACUAAGUUCCCUUCUCUUGUUCCCUUGAGUGAUAUUUUGAUCACUGUGGUUGGAAAUGAUUGCGAUUGUGGUAACUUCCAAGUUUCCUUGGCGAUUUAUAACAAGUUAAUUCUCCAUAAAAACACUGGUGUUUCCUUGACCAGGAGAUAGCUGUGUCUUGCUAGAUGGUAUCAAGAAGAGAUACUUGUUAGUCUUUUAUAAUAAAUCUGAUAAAAACCUUA
Messenger RNA from Lineus longissimus, 4244 nucleotides. RefSeq names its product GATOR2 complex protein WDR24-like. Gene Ontology annotation, biological process: positive regulation of macroautophagy; positive regulation of TORC1 signaling; cellular response to amino acid starvation. Gene Ontology annotation, cellular component: vacuolar membrane; GATOR2 complex; cytosol. The transcript has 17 exons. NCBI's taxonomy places the organism in Eukaryota, Metazoa, Nemertea, Pilidiophora, Heteronemertea, Lineidae. The record is from RefSeq and is a predicted model, not a curated record. Gene Ontology annotation, molecular function: protein binding. The coding region runs from base 1055 to 3415 and encodes 786 amino acids.